CUGGGAGGAAACAUGAAGCCAGUGUGGAGCUGCUGGAUUUGAUAAUGAACCCUGAGAGGGAGUUUUCAAAAAGAAAACGUGAAGGAGGAGCUACAAGAACAGGGAAGAAAACCCUACAACAAAACACUUGUUUAUUUUUAAAAGAAGAAAGGAAGAAAGAGAGAGAGAGAGAGAGAGAGAGAGAGUCAGGGUUAGACUGUUCCACCGUGGGGCGGAGUCUGGGAGCGCACACACACACACACACACAGUGCCAACCCGGCGACGAGGUUGGGCCUGCAGUGCCCUGCUGCAACCCAGGAAUAAAAAGACACCAUGGAGCUGGAGAACAUCGUGGCCAACACCGUCCUGCUGAAGGCGAGAGAAGGAGGGGGUGGGAACCGAAAAGGCAAGAGCAAGAAGUGGAAACAGAUGCUUCAGUUCCCUCACAUUAGCCUGUGCGAGGAGCUCCGCCAAACUAUAGAAAAAGACUACAAUAGCCUGUGCGAGAGGCAGCCAAUCGGGCGCAUGCUCUUCCGCCAGUUCUGUGACACCAGACCGGAGCUGAGGCGCUGCGUCAAGUUCCUGGAUGCUGUGGCUGACUAUGAAGUAACCCCAGACGAAAAGAGGAAGGUUUGCGGACAGGAGCUCCUUGAAAAGUAUUUAAAUCCAAAGUCAGAGGACCACGUCCCCGAGGUGGCGGAGGAGAUGGUGUCUCAAUGCGCCGAGCGCUUGGAGCAGGAGGCGUGUAAAGAGCUUUUCAUGGAGUGCACCAAACUGAUCCAUGACUACCUGAGCGUGGCCCCUUUUGCCGACUACCUCGACAGCAUCUUCUUCAACCGCUUCCUCCAAUGGAAAUGGCUCGAGAGACAGCCAGUUACAAAAAACACAUUCCGUCAGUACAGGGUAUUGGGAAAGGGCGGGUUUGGUGAGGUCUGCGCGUGCCAGGUCCGGGCAACAGGCAAGAUGUACGCCUGCAAGAAGCUAGAAAAGAAACGCAUCAAGAAGAGAAAAGGCGAAUCCAUGGCUCUGAACGAGAAGCAAAUUCUUGAAAAAGUCAACAGUCGGUUCGUCGUGAGUCUGGCGUACGCCUACGAGACGAAAGAUGCACUGUGCUUGGUUCUAACGCUGAUGAACGGCGGAGAUCUCAAGUUUCACAUCUACCACAUGGGGGAUGCCGGCUUUGACGAGAAGAGAGCUGUGUUCUACGCUGCUGAGAUCUGUUGUGGCCUGGAGGACCUGCACCGAGAGAGGAUAGUCUACAGGGAUUUGAAACCGGAGAACAUCCUGUUAGAUGACCAUGGUCACAUACGCAUAUCAGACCUGGGCCUGGCUGUGCAUGUACCAGAGGGACAGACAAUCAAAGGGCGCGUAGGCACUGUGGGCUACAUGGCUCCAGAGGUGGUGAAGAACGAGCGAUACACGUUUAGUCCGGACUGGUGGGCUUUGGGGUGUCUGCUGUACGAGAUGAUCGAAGGCCAGUCACCCUUCCAGCAGCGUAAAAAGAAAAUCAAGCGCGAGGAAGUGGAGCGACUCGUCAAAGAGGUGGCCGAGGAGUACUCCAACAAGUUCUCGGAGGACGCCAAGUCCCUCUGCGAAAUGCUUCUGGCCAAAGACCCGAACGAGAGGCUCGGCUGUCAGGAAGGUGCCUCGGAGGUGAAGGCUCACCCGAUCUUCCGCUCUAUCAACUUCAAGCGACUGGAAGCCGGCAUGCUGGAAGCCCCUUUUAUCCCUGAUCCUCAGGCCAUCUACUGUAAGGACGUGCUGGACAUCGAGCAGUUCUCCACUGUGAAAGGGGUGGAGCUUGAGCCCAAAGAUGACUCCUUCUACAGCAAAGUGUCCACUGGCAGUGUUCCCAUCCCCUGGCAAAACGAGAUGAUAGAGUCCGAGUGUUUUAAAGAACUGAACGUGUUGAAUCUGGACGGCUCCGUGCCCCCGGAUCUGGACUGGAGAGGACAGCCGUCUCCUCCGCCCAAACAGGGCCUGCUGCAGAGACUCUUCGGGAGACAGGACUGCUGUGGGAACUGCAGUGACAGCGACGAGGAGCCGACGAGGCUCUGAGGGCGUGGCCAGGCCCAGGCUCCUCCCCCCUUUGCCACAGCGGAGGAUCUCAUUUUGUUUACAACUUUUGCACAUUUGUAUUUUUAGGAUAGCUCUAUAUAAACAUUGGAAUGUAUAUUUUCACUCUAUAGCCAUGCGGUCGAUGUUAUUUAAAGUCAACGGAAAAGGAAAAGAAAACGGAUCAGCGUCCAUCGUUACAGCAGAGUAUUUCAGAGACAGUGUACAUCGACACGAAGGCUGAGCGACCCAAACAGCCUGGUCCCGUCUGAUCAGCCUGCCAACCGCCUCCCUUUUUUGCGCCGCCUCCCUUUUUUCCUUCUUCUGUUUUUAAACUGUUGUUUGUUGUUGUUUUUUUUUUAUUUUUCUUUAAAUAAACCACAUACAUGUACAGUGUUUUUUUUUUUUUGCUCAGCCAAAUUCUUUCAAAUAGGUAAGACAGAUGGAAAUUAUGUUCACAGAUAUUUUUAUAUUUAUAUAUGUUUUACGAUUUUUUUUUCUUAAGUUUUUUUUUUUCUUGUGGUAAUCUUGACAAUCAAAUGACCAUUUGUAUAAAACUUUUGAUGUGUAGGGGUUCGAAACACAGCGACACGACGUGACUGAAGCGACGUGACACAGACAGAUUUUCUUGUCUUUAGGUAUAUACAAUCCAAACGUUUCUAUCCGAGGUCUCAGACGUAGAGUACGCGUGAGGGUUCGAGCUAAAUCAAGACGCCAGGCGUCAUUUCCAAGUACACACGUGCACACGUAUUUGUCCAAACAAACCCACUUGUGUUAUGCUGUAUGUAAAUACGCGACACUUACCUGUAAAGCCCUCGGUGUGUCUUCCUGCUGAUUUCUCUCUGGAUAUUUGGAGAAAUAAUCAUUGUUAGUGUUUUAGGUGGUCAGUAUGUUGCAUGGUGAGUCUAUGCAUAAACCAUCUUGCAUUUAUAAUGCAUUUACAUCUUCAUCUUCGUUACUCAUCGUUCGAUUAAUCAUGAUUACUGCGUUGUGUUUAUCAGGACUCGUAACUCAUCCUACCUACCAUGCAUCAUCGUCGUGAUUUUGUGCAUAUGAGUUGAUUUAUUAUGCAUAAUGUCAGGCUGUUUUUAAAGGGUUGUUGCUGCUUUUCCCAAAAUUUGGGUCAAAGAAAUGAAAACCACAAAUUUUAUAUAUAUAUAUAUACACACAACCCCGAUUCCAAAAAAGUUGGGACAAAGUACAAAUUGUAAAUAAAAACGGAAUGCAGUGAUGUGGAAGUUUCAAAAUUCCAUAUUUUAUUCAGAAUAGAACAUAGAUGACAUAUCAAAUGUUUAAACUGAGAAAAUGUAUCAUUUAAAGAGAAAUUAGGUGAUUUUAAAUUUCAUGACAACAACACAUCUCAAAAAAGUUGGGACAAGGCCAUGUUUCCCACUGUGAGACAUCCCCUUUUCUCUUUACAACAGUCUGUAAACGUCUGGGGACUGAGGAGACAAGUUGCUCA
Molecule: messenger RNA, 3496 nt
Organism: Neoarius graeffei (lesser salmon catfish)
Lineage: Eukaryota; Metazoa; Chordata; Actinopteri; Siluriformes; Ariidae
Gene: grk6
Product: G protein-coupled receptor kinase 6
Exons: 16
Coding region: 313-2037 (574 amino acids)
Biological process (GO): signal transduction; protein phosphorylation; regulation of signal transduction
Cellular component (GO): plasma membrane; cytoplasm
Molecular function (GO): ATP binding; G protein-coupled receptor kinase activity
Source: RefSeq, a predicted model, not a curated record